AUGAGCGAAGAGCAACCGGGCACCCCCAGCUGGCUGAGCCCCGAGCCCACGGCGUGGGCCAGCGGCGGGGGGCCGCCGGACAACUCCAGCGUCCCGGCGACGUUCCCCGUGGAGGAGUCCCUUUCGCCCCGUCAGCUGCCCCUGCUGGUCAACCCGUGGGACAUCGUCCUGUGCACUUCGGGGACCCUGAUCGCCUGCGAGAACGCGCUGGUGGUCCUGGUGAUCUGGCAGAACCCGGCCCUGCGGGCGCCCAUGUUCUUGCUCAUCGGCAGCCUGGCGCUGGCCGACCUGCUGGCCGGCCUGGGCCUGGUCCUGCACUUCACCUGUGCCUACCUGCUCCAGUCGGACUCGGCCCAACUUCUCACCGUGGGUCUGGUGGUGGCCUCCUUCUCCGCCUCCGUCUUCAGUCUUUUGGCCAUCACCAUCGACCGCUACCUGUCGCUGUACUACGCCCUGACCUACAACUCGGAGCGCACGGCGGCCUUCACGUACACCAUGCUGGUGCUGCUGUGGGGGCUCUCGCUGUGCUUGGGUCUGCUCCCCGUCACGGGCGUGAACUGUUUGGCCGAGGAGGCCACGUGCAGCGUGGUGCGCCCGCUCACCAAGAACAACAUCGCCGUGCUCUCGGUCUCCUUCCUGCUCCUGUUCGGUCUCAUGCUGCAGCUCUACGUGCAGAUCUGCAAGAUCGUGAUGCGCCACGCCCACCAGAUUGCCCUCCAGCACCACUUCCUAGCCGCCUCGCCUCACUACGUCACCACGCGGAAGGGCGUCUCCACGUUGGCCAUCAUCCUCGGGACCUUCGCCGCCUGUUGGAUGCCCUUCACCGUCUACUCGCUCAUCGCCGACUACACGUACCCGCCGCUGUACACCUACGCCACGCUGGUGCCCGCCACCUACAAUUCCGUCAUCAACCCGGUCAUCUACGCCUUCCGGAACCAGGAGAUCCAGAAGGCGCUGUGGUUGGUGUGCUGCGGCUGUGUCCCCGCCAGCGUGGCGCAGCGGGCGCGGACUCCCAGCGACGUCUGA
Messenger RNA from Syngnathoides biaculeatus (alligator pipefish), 1026 nucleotides. RefSeq names its product G protein-coupled receptor 12 (gene gpr12). Gene Ontology annotation, molecular function: G protein-coupled receptor activity. Gene Ontology annotation, biological process: G protein-coupled receptor signaling pathway. Lineage: Eukaryota; Metazoa; Chordata; Actinopteri; Syngnathiformes; Syngnathidae. The coding region runs from base 1 to 1026 and encodes 341 amino acids. The transcript has a single exon. The record is from RefSeq and is a predicted model, not a curated record. Gene Ontology annotation, cellular component: membrane.